CAUGACACAGAUGGACUACAAAUACAGCCUGCUGGGCUCCUCUGUGGACGACUACCGCAAGAGGCCGCUCAUCCUGCAGGUGGACGACACACCAAUGAACCUGUUUGCGGUCCUGGAGGUGAAACGGGAGCUGCCGAGACGUUGGAACACCUUGGGUUGCUUUCGUAAAAUCCGGCUCUACAGCUUCCUGUUUGGUCUGGCUGUAAUGUUCCUCAUCAUGGCUUCGUACAUCCUGACAGGAGACAAGAAGGGUCUCCUCCUCACGCCUUCCCCUUACCACUUCAGCAGCCUGGUCAGCCCUGGACCUUUUGCCUUUAAUCUCUCCUCAGUCAAAGACUACACACAUAUCAAACUGGUGGUCAAGUCAAUCACAUCCAAGGUUGAGUUUCGUAGCAGGCGUCAGCUCCCAGAGCUCAAGACGCUGGUAAACAGUGAGCAACAUAUGUUUUCCGUUAUCCCCAGCAAAUUCCUUCCUGCCAUCAAGAACCCAUGCUGGUAUGAGGAAUACACUGGGAAUAUCACUUUGGACCCUUACAGGACAAACUUGUACGCACACUACUCGAGGCGCUUCCGGACUGUGUUUCAGCACUUGAGGAACACUUUUCGGGAACACUUGUACCACCGCGAUGGGAAACUCUACCGCAUGCGGUGCCUUCCGUAUUUCUAUAUCAUUGGCCAGCCAAAGUGUGGCACCACGGACCUGUACGACAGACUGAGGCUUCACCCUGACGUCAAGUUCACCACUUUCAAAGAGCCACAUUGGUGGACGCGAAAGAGGUUUGGUAUCAUCCGUCUGAGCGAGGGCUUUCAUGAUCGAUACCCAGUUGAGGACUACCUGGACUUGUUCGAUCAGGCUGCUUAUCAAAUCCAGGGCAACCUCACAGCAAACACCAGUGGAAGCCCCAGCCAGCCUAACAUCAUCAUAGGAGAAGCCAGUGCGUCCACCAUGUGGGAUAACAACGCUUGGGUGUAUUUCUAUGACAACACUACAGAUGGCGAGCCUCCCUUCCUUAUCCAGGACUUCGUCCAUGCCCUGCAGCCUGAUGCCCGUUUCAUUGUCAUGCUCAGGGACCCCGUGGAGAGGCUAUACUCCGACUACCUUUACUUCGGUAUUGCCAAUAAGUCUGCAGAGGAUUUCCACGAGAAGGUGGCGGAGUCGCUGCAGUUAUUUGAGGGUUGCCUUACGGAGUACACAAUGCGCUCCUGUGUGUACAACACUACCGUCAACAAUGCAAUGCCAGUCAGAUUGCAGGUUGGCCUUUACAUUGUGUACCUAAUAGACUGGCUGACCGCCUUCAGCAGGGAACAGAUUCUGGUCCUUCGCUUGGAAGACCACGCCUCCAACAGGAAAUACACAAUGCACAGAGUCUUUGAUUUUCUCAACCUGGGGCCGCUGACAAAAGAAAUAGAGUCAGAGAUCACAAGAAGUCCAGCAUCAAACACCAGGAGGCCGGCAGACAAAAAUCUGGGACCCAUGCUGCCAAUCACUAAAGAGAUCCUGCGGGACUUCUACACGCCGUUCAAUGAGAAAUUGGCCAAAGUGCUGCACAAUGACUCUUUCCUCUGGGACUCUCAACUCUGAAAAACCCUCCUCCCCUUAACUUCAGUAGAAAGAAACCACUGAUGUGUCAGUCAGCCCCUUCCUUUGAGUUUCAUCUCUCUCAAGUGCCCAUGAAAAUCAACGUUUUUUAUUUAAAUUAUUUUUUAAGUUAUAAAAGCAGAGGUGAAAUCAAAGACAGAAAAUAGCACAAGAGAGAGUGGAUUUGUGAUCUGUGUGUGUGUGCGUGUAGUUUGUCCGAGUGAAAGAGAGAAUGCAUUGUUGGAAAAUCUUGAUUGUUCUUUUUCCUUUGUGAACAGAUGUAAAAUAUUAAAUAGUGAAUUUAAAGAUAUUAAAAA
Messenger RNA from Labrus mixtus (cuckoo wrasse), 1896 nucleotides. RefSeq names its product carbohydrate sulfotransferase 15-like. The record is from RefSeq and is a predicted model, not a curated record. NCBI's taxonomy places the organism in Eukaryota, Metazoa, Chordata, Actinopteri, Labriformes, Labridae. The transcript is spliced from 7 exons. Bases 2 to 1582 code for a protein of 526 amino acids. Gene Ontology annotation, biological process: hexose biosynthetic process. Gene Ontology annotation, molecular function: N-acetylgalactosamine 4-sulfate 6-O-sulfotransferase activity.